AUGAUUCAUUUUACCUUUGAUGGCUGGACUUCCCGACAAAACACAUCAUUCCUCGGUAUCAACGCCCACUUUAUCGACCAAGAUUGGAACCAAUGGGAAUCCUCUUGGCUUUGCCGGCUCUCGCGAAACGCCAUACUGGAGCAGCGCUUGCAGAUGAAGUUGCAGAUACAAUAUGCGCGUUUGGUCUUGAAGACAGAAUCGGGUACUACACGCUUGACAACGCUACGAAUAAUGAUACGGCUGUGGAAGCGCUUGCCGCUGAGUUCGAUUUCGACAGGAAGAGCGUCGCAUCCGCUGCGCCCUCAUUUUCUGAACCUGGCCGACUUUGUGGCUGAAGAGGAAGAGCAGCGCCAGUUGUCCGACGCUAUCAAUGAGCUGGCGACCGACGACGACUUCUGUGUGCCGAGCAUGGAAGAAGGAUUCGAGGUUGAAACAGUCCCAGAAGGCAGUCAGGAUCAGGACGUACUGCCCGACAUCAUCAAUGGCGAAGAAGUGGACAAGUACCGCAAGUUUGGGCCAUUUGGCAAACUUCACAAUAUUGGCAUUGCUCUUCGAACGAGCAGUCAACUUCUCGAGGUCUUUUACGAAGCUCAACGGCAAACCGCUCCUACUGAACCUAUUCUUACGUGGGUUCAAAACGUCUGCACUCGCUGGAUGUUUUCCAUCAUCGAGGAACGAUGGCUUGGCAAAGGCGGCAAAGAACAGGACAAACCAGCGAUACUGAAAGAACAACUUUCCCUUGAAGAAUGGAAGGUCGUUGUUGCGGUUCAGAAGAUCCUUCAGCCAUUCAAGAUCGCCUCGAAGCAACUCCAGGGCGAGGGUAUUGCUGGUAAACGCUCCACGUCAGGAGGUUCAGGAGUUAUAAUCGAAGAGAACGAAGAUCAGACCAUGAAAGAGGUUCACCUGUUCAAUGACAUGGACGCAAGAACUCGCAGGGUUUUGAAGAUUUACAUCAAGCUCGGAUGGAAGAAGCUGAACGACUACUAUAGCAAGCUGACCUCAACCGCAUAUGUAGCGGCAGUGGUGUUCCACCCCUGCAAGAAGUGGCGCGCUCUGGAACGGCUUUGGAGCCAACUCCGUCUCGUCAGACGUCGGGUGGGAAAGAACAUAUGCGAGAAGCUUAGCGACAGUCUGGAAAGAGAGGUACAAGAACAUGGCUCAUCGGCAAUCCUGCGAUGGUGUUUCAGCGGAUACGACUAA
Messenger RNA from Hirsutella rhossiliensis, 1200 nucleotides. RefSeq names its product Ribonuclease H-like protein. The transcript has 5 exons. NCBI's taxonomy places the organism in Eukaryota, Fungi, Ascomycota, Sordariomycetes, Hypocreales, Ophiocordycipitaceae. The record is from RefSeq and is a predicted model, not a curated record. Bases 1 to 1200 code for a protein of 399 amino acids.